Molecule: messenger RNA, 2097 nt
Organism: Girardinichthys multiradiatus
Lineage: Eukaryota; Metazoa; Chordata; Actinopteri; Cyprinodontiformes; Goodeidae
Gene: gpr84
Product: G protein-coupled receptor 84
Exons: 3
Coding region: 205-1398 (397 amino acids)
Biological process (GO): neuropeptide signaling pathway
Cellular component (GO): membrane
Molecular function (GO): urotensin II receptor activity
Source: RefSeq, a predicted model, not a curated record
UGUGGGCUUGGGGUGCAGGGAGACAGAAAACAAAGGACCAGACCAGCGAAAGCCCAAAAGUAUUGCAUCAUCGCAGUCUAAUAAAGAGGUUGCACAGGAAGGGUGAUUUAAGGGGGGAAGAGAAACACACAGCCUGUCAGAACAGCAGAAGAAUGACUAACAGACACAUCAACUAUUAGGGAGAAACGCAGAAUAGUCUUAAGAAUGCAGAUGAAUCACACAAACCAAACAGAGGACAGUCUCUUCUCCUGCUACAGCUCCUCAGUUGAAGAGUACCGGUACUUCGCCGUGCUGUGGGGAUGUGCUGUAACCAUCAUUGGUACUGUGGGUAACCUGAUGACCAUCCUGGCCUUCACCUUAGAUCCCCGUCUGCGGACUCGCUUCAAUGUGCUCAUCGUUAACUUGGCUGUGGCUGACCUUCUGUACUGCACCGUUCUACAGCCCAUCUCUGUUGAUUCCUACCUGCACCUUAGAUGGCGCAGUGGUCAGCUUUGGUGUCAGAUCUUUGGGCUGCUCCUCUUCCUCUCUAACUCUGUCUCCAUCAUUACCCUCUGCCUAAUAGCAGUGAGCAGAUACCUCCUGGUUGCGAAAAGAGCUGUUUUUGACCGAGUGUUUUCCAACCGCGGACUUAUUUUGCUCCUGGUCUCAGCAUGGGGUUUGGGUCUGGCCAGCUUUGGCCCACUCUGGUCUGUCUACCAGUUUGUGCCUCAGGUGUGCACCUGCAGCUUCGAUCGCACCAAAGGUCGCCCCUACACCACCAUCCUGCUUUUUUUAUAUUUCUUCGUCGGCCUAGGAUGUGUUGGAGUCUUCUACCUGCUCAUUUACAGAAAAGUCAAGAUUGCUUCAAAAGCUCUCCUGCGCUACAGGCUGAGUCGACACUCUUCCCGGAAGAAACCUGCUCUUUCAACUCAGGGGACGGAUGAUAGUGGAGUGGAAAGUGGUGUGGGAAAAACAUGUAGCUCAGAGAUAAGCAGCCAAGUAGAACCAGAACAAACCCCAGAUGAUAAUGAAAAGGCUAUUGUCCCAUCUAAAAGCUCAGCCACACCCUUAAAGUCAUCAGACAGCAAGUCAGUGACCCAAACCGCUCCUCAUACUUCUCAAGCUGCAACUUCAGGAGAUGAUAGUGAAUUUAAGCGAGUGACCCGCAUGUGUUUCACUGUUUUUCUCUGUUUUGUAUGCUGCUUUGUUCCGUUUAUUUUACUGAACGUAGCCGACAAACACAACCGCGCCCCACAGAUGUUGCACAUGUUCUGUGCCAACCUCAACUGGCUCAACAGCUGCAUUAACCCUAUUCUGUACAUGUUCAUGAACAAACAGUUUAGACAGGCGUACCGCGAGCUGCUCACCAGAGCUGCUUCUCCUUUCACCUGCUUCUGCAGCCGAAUUCAGAACCACUAACUCUGAUUUCCUGGAACUUACUUUGACUGUGCCAUGUGUCUACUUAAUGGUGUUCUUUUGACGCUUACGGUUCCCUGACUUCACUGGGUCAUGCAUCAGGGUUCCCACUUUCAGGAAAAAGGGCCCAGUGUGAAAAGACAAAGGGGCCAUAAACAAAUGUCUCAGGGGUGAAAAAAACAAAAAAAUCAGUAUUGAGAGAGGCGUUGCAACAAGGCUUGCUCUUUAUCAUGGUCAUUUUCUAGUAUGGCACACACUGCUGAUUUUUGUUAGACAAAACACAUAUAACAAUUGAAGAUACUUGUAACACACAUCAGAAGUACAUGCCACAGCACACAAUAUUCCUAAUGAAGCUUGGUACCAGCCUAUUGUUCAGUACCGAUUUUAUUCACAUGCGCAGUAACGGCAUUUUCAAUAUUUUUCACCUACUCCAUAGUAUGCCUUUUUUAAUUGUUAUUGUCACUCAUUCUGUCUUAUUUUUGAAAUUGCACAAAGUUUUUUAAACAUUUUUAUACUGUUUUUUUAAUUGAGUAAAAAAAAGUAGAUUUUUAUAUCACAGCUACUUAUACCUCAUAGAUAUUUACAUCUAUUUAAUUUUUGAAGUUGAUAUUUAGGUUACAAUUUGCAGUUGAAUGUGCAGAGAUCUUUGUACGGCAUUGCAUAUAACUUGCUGUGUAAUAAAGUGUAUGUUUUUUAAAGGUU